Acytostelium subglobosum LB1 is the source of this 1218-nucleotide messenger RNA. RefSeq lists its product as hypothetical. The coding region runs from base 1 to 1218 and encodes 405 amino acids. The record is from RefSeq and is a predicted model, not a curated record. The transcript is spliced from 3 exons. Lineage: Eukaryota; Evosea; Eumycetozoa; Acytosteliales; Acytosteliaceae.
AUGGAUACAUUAGCUAUCGUAUUUGUUGGCAAUUCCACGGUAUUGUCAAGUCGAUUGGAGACACCCUUUUCCCUCCCACUUGUCGGCUUGCGAUUAACCAUAGACUGCUGGACCAACGACUACAGCCAAAGUCCUUUGGAAGUUCACAACAAAACAUUCCAAGAUGUACUCAAUCAGCUAGAGUCGUACAGUGGCUAUAUCGAUUUCCCCGAGGUGUUUAACUCAAAUCUGCCCUCAACCCUCAAGCAACUUGAGCUCAAGAUCCACUGUACAGAUGACGAAGGCGACAACUCUCCGUCCAGGAUACUGGCGCCUUUCAUACGGCUCUCAAACGAUUAUCCACACCUAGAGUCACUCUCUUUGCACUUUGAACUGGAAGCAGAAUCGAUUGGUGAUUAUUAUGAGGACAAGGACACGCUGUACCUCGCAGCUCUCAACUAUCCAAGCCACCCUUACAGUAUCAUUUGCCGCAGCUUGCUCAACUCAACGCUCACCAGCUUGCGAUCACUCACACUCGCAGAUUCCGUUCCAGGCCAGUUAACAUUCACUACACAUAUGUACCGAGCGCCUCGCCUCCUCUUUGACAGCAUCCUCCACUUUGCACCGUCACUCCAACGACUAUCAUUGAGAAUGUGCAAUGAUGCCAGCGACUUUGGUGAGCACAUACUCUUCUAUACCGAGUUGAAACACUACCUUGAGAGGACAACAACUCUCAAGUGCCUGGUCCUGCCUGCAGUGUUGGCAACAUCUAUGGCAGGUGAGCCUCAAGAGUUAGUCAAAUACCUGGUACAAGAUGCAUCGAUCGAGAUUGAAGGUGAGAUACUAAUGGAAUACAUGGCGCCAAUCACACGUCCAUUACUAUCACUGUCGAUCAGGUUUGAAGAUAGUGUCGAUCCAGUCGAUGAUAUAUUGGAGAUUUACGAAUCACUUAACAUGGUCAAGCAUCUCCAAGUGACACCCUCCAGGAGUGACCUUGACUUUAUCCCACACAUUGGCAGUGAGACAACGCUCACUCUGACAACUGUUGUGCAUUGCGACCGUCUGUGUCAAUUGCUUGCAGAGAACCAUCGGAUCACCACCCUAUACAUCAAUCCAAGAGCGGAAGGAAAAGGUGACAAGAACAACAAAGAGAAGUUCCAAGCUAUUAUCGAUGUUCAUCCAUCAAUCAAGAACAAGGACUCUGUGUUUGUUGACAAUGUUUGGCCGACUCUGUUUUAA